GCCUAGCUCCUCCACUCCUAUAAAUACCAGUACCACCCUUUCUCUGCACACACAAUAUAUUAUAUAUAUACACUCUUAAUUGGUUGCAAGCUAGCUAGUGUGAAUUAAUUAAGAUGAAGAAGGGUGUUGCGGCCUUGUUUGUGGUGGUUGUGAUGGCGGCGCUGGCGCAUGAGACGGUGGCCGUGACGUGCAACCCUAUGGAGCUCAUGCCGUGCUUCGGGCCGAUAACGACGGGGGCGGCUCCGACAACGCAAUGCUGCACCAAUCUCAAGGCGCAGCAGCCGUGCUUCUGCCAGUACAAGAAUGACCCUGAGUUCAAGGACUACAUCGACUCUGCCAACGCCAAGAAGCUUGCUGCCACCUGCAAAGUCACCAUUCCCACCGAUUGCUGAUGAAAAUUACUAUAUAUAUAUAUAUGCUGUUCAUCAUCAAGGUUGAUCCUUAAUGUUAUCUCACCUUCUUCAAAUAAAAUGGAGCUUUAUGCUUCUACGAAUAAAAUAUAAUUUUAUGUA
Molecule: messenger RNA, 512 nt
Organism: Salvia miltiorrhiza (redroot sage)
Lineage: Eukaryota; Viridiplantae; Streptophyta; Magnoliopsida; Lamiales; Lamiaceae
Product: non-specific lipid-transfer protein 2-like
Exons: 1
Coding region: 114-392 (92 amino acids)
Biological process (GO): lipid transport
Source: RefSeq, a predicted model, not a curated record